Molecule: messenger RNA, 993 nt
Organism: Theobroma cacao (cacao)
Lineage: Eukaryota; Viridiplantae; Streptophyta; Magnoliopsida; Malvales; Malvaceae
Source: RefSeq, a predicted model, not a curated record
AUGAACGAAAGAUUGAGGGGGGCUGCUCAUUCGGGAAGCAUUGAUGCACUGUAUGCAUCAAUUCAGGAGAAUGCCCAUGUUUUUGAGCUUAUUGAUCAGAUUCCUUUUGUUGACACUUCACUACACCUGGCUGCAAAAGCCGGGCACGUCGAAUUUGUCAUGGAGAUGAUGAACUUAAAGCCAUCAUUUGCCAGGAAGCUGAACCAAGACGGUUUGAGCCCCAUUCACCUUGCCUUGGCAUAUGAACAAAAAGAGAUGGUAGAUCUUCUCCUAGCAAGUGAUAAAGAUCUUGCUUGUGUCAAGGAUACCACAACUCGAAAUGAAACUGCUCUUCACAUUGCAGUGCAAAGCAAUAGAUUCGACGCUCUUGAAGUCCUAGCAAAGACUGCACAGUGGCCUUUCAGGACCUUUCGUGACAAUAGCAAAGUUUUGGGAAUAGAAGUCCUAAACAGGAAGAACAACGAUGGAAACACAGCGUUGCACUUGGCCGCAUUGAAUAAUCAACCCCAGAUGAUGAAACUCUUAUUAGAAUGUAAAGUUGAUAAAAACGCCAUUAAUCAGAGUGGCUUAACGACAAUGGAUAUCUCACAAGAACAAAGCCAAGUUGACAAUAAAGAGUGUAUAGAGAUUCUACGCCGUGCCAUAAGGCUUAAAUGCUCAAUCCCUCCAGCUCCAUCGUUACAAGAUAAGUUAAGGUCGAAGCUGACAUUUCAUGAAAAAUUAUUUGGUGAAGCCUUUCGUGAAAUUUUUGAUAUCUCAGUUGAGCGGAGCAAUGCUUUGCUCGUGAUAUCAGUUUUGAUUCUAACAGCUACUUACCAAGCUACUCUUAGUCCACCCGGUGGGUUGGGGCAGCGUGGCAGUGGUGGAAAUAAUGGUUCCAUAGGCGCCGGCCCUGCCCAUCUGCUGGGGAAAUCAACCAUGGAGGACCCAACUUCCAAUCUCGGAAAAUCAAUGCCUAUUAGAAUGAAAGGGGUCAGAUGUGAGGCCAAAUAA